UGCACAUCCAGCCUUGGCCUCUUUUCCGCCCGCCUUCUGUGGUUGAAAAAGGACACGAACUCGGCUCCUUUGGGUAUCUGCGGGAGCAGAGCCUUUGCACUGGGGGUGAGAGCACUGGGGACACGGCUCCGGGAGGCCUGGGGCCCUGCCAGAUCCGCUGAACCUUUUCAUUUCUUCACAUUCUUCAAGGAGCUGCAGAAAAUGAACAUAGUGCAGGGAUCCAUGUCAUUCGAAGAUGUGAUUGUCGAAUUUACCCAGGAUGAAUGGCAGUACAUGAGCCCUGCUCAAAGGAUCCUGUACCGAGAUGUGAUGCUAGAGAACUACAGCCACCUCAUUUCAGUGGGAUAUUGCACCACCAAACCUGAGAUGAUCUUCAAGUUGGAGCAAGGAGAAGAGCCCUGGUCCUUAGAGGAAGAAUUCCUAAACCAGAGGUACCCAGGAUAUUUCAGUGUUGAUAUUCUCAUUGAGGGAAACCAGGAAAAACAAGCGAAACCUCUGUGGCAAGUAAUAUUCACUCAUAACAAAACACUGAGUAAAGAAGGGCAGAAAGUUUUAGAAAAACCAUUUACUCUGGAUAAAAUUCCAAAUUCUUUUGGAAAAAUGCCCUGUAAAUGUGACUCAUGUAGAAUGAAUUUGCCAGUUGUUUCUGAAUUAAUUAUUUGUGAUAGAACCUAUUCAAGAAAGAAGGCUGAUUACAUGAAUGUAUGCAAAAAGUUGCAGCUUGAUAUUAAACAUGAGAAAACUCAUACUGGAGAGAAAUCUUAUGGUUAUAAUAAAAACAUGAAACCUCUCAAUAAUAGGAAAGAUCAUCAGAAACUUCAAAGCCUGGAGCAGUCUUUUGAAUGUAAUGAAUUUAGGAAAGUUUUACAUGAUAAGACUCACUGUAUUAUAGGAGAGGAAUCCUAUAAGGAUGAUGAAUUUAGGAAAAACUGUGAUAAAGCAACUUUAUUUAACUAUGUGAGAACUGGCACAAGAGAGAAAUGCUUUGAUCUUAACGAAUGUGGGAAAUCCUGCGACAAAACCACCACUGUGAAAUAUGAUAAAGUUCACAUGGCUAUGACAAACUCUGAAUAUAAUGAAAAUGGGAGUAACUUCAGCAGGCUCUUACCUCUCACUCAGUCUCAGAGAACUGUUAAAGAACAGGGUGCUUUUGCAAGCAAUAAAUGUGAAGAAAAGUUGAGCCAGAGCUCAACCCAUAUAAUACAAAAAAAGACACAAAUUAGAGAUGAAUUUUGUGCAUAUAAUGGAUGUAUAAAUGCCUUCUACCAGAAAUUAGACCUUAUAGUAUGUCAGAGAAGUCACACAGAAGAGGAACUCUACCAGUGUGAUAAAUAUGGGAAAUGCAGGAAAUCCUUUUACCAGAAAGGACAACUCAUUCAUCAUCUGAGGACCCACUCAGAGGAGAAACCUGAGGAAUGUGAGGAAUGUGGGGAAUCUUUUUGUUCAAGUUCACACCCUAUUCAUUAUCCUGGAACUGAUAUGAGGGUCAGUCUCUGUGAAUGUAAUAAAUAUGGGAAAACUUUCUGUCAAAAGUCAAACAUCCAUGAAAAUCUGACAGUUCACACAAAGGAUUAUGAUAACAGUGGAUGUGGGAAAUCUUACAGGAAGUCUGCGCUCACAGUACACCAGAGAACACACACAGGAAUGAAACUCUGUCAAAGUAACAUAUAUGGGAAAACAUUCUCCAAGAUGGGACAUCUCAAAGAACAUCAGAGAAUUCACACAGGGGAGAAAUCCUACAAAUGUAUUGAAUGUGGGAAAACUUUCUCUAAGACAUCACAUCUCAGAGCACAUCAGAGAAUUCACACAGGCGAAAAACCCUACAAAUGUACUGAAUGUGGGAAAACUUUCUCUCACAAGACACACCUUAGUGCACAUCAGAGAGUCCAUACUGGAGAGAAACCCUAUGAAUGUAACAGAUGUGGGAAAACUUUUGCUGAUAAUUCAACCCUCAGAGCACAUCAGAGAAUUCACACAGGGGAGAAACCUUAUGAAUGUAAUGAAUGUGGGAGGUCCUUUGCCCAUAUAUCUGUUCUCCGAGCACAUCAGAGAAUUCAUACAGGUGAGAAACCCUAUGAAUGUAAUGACUGUGGGAGAUCUUUUGCCCAUAAUUCAGCCCUUAGAGCACAUCAGAGAAUUCACACAGGGGAGAAACCCUAUGAGUGUAGUGACUGUGAAAAAACUUUUGCCCAUAAUUCAGCUCUCAGAGUACAUCAGAGAAUUCAUACAGGGGAGAAACCAUAUGAAUGUAAUGAAUGUAUGAAAACAUUUGCCCAUAAUUCAGCUCUCAGAGCACAUCAGAAAAUUCAUACAGGGGAGAAACUCUAUGAAUGUAACGAAUGUAGGAAAACUUUUUCACAGAAGACACAUCUCAGUACACAUCAGAGAAUUCACACAGGGGAGAAACCUUAUGAAUGUAGCGAGUGUGGGAAAACCUUCUCUCAGAAAUCAUACCUCAGUGGACAUGAGAGAAUUCACAAAGGGGAAAAACCUUAUAAAUGUAAUGAAUGUGGGAAAAUGUUUGUCUAUAAGGCAGCCCUCAUAGUCCAUCAAAGAAUUCACACAGGUGAGAAACCCUAUGAGUGUAGUGAAUGUGGGAAAACUUUCUCCCAAAGAACACACCUCUGUGCACAUCAGAGAAUCCACACAGGGGAGAAACCUUAUGAAUGCAAGGAAUGUGGGAAAACUUUUGCUGAUAAUUCAGCCCUCAGGGCACAUCAGAGAAUUCACACAGGGGAGAAACCCUAUGAGUGUAAUGAAUGUGGGAAAACUUUCUCCAAGACAUCACACCUCCGGGCACAUCUGAGGACUCAAACAGGGGAGAAACCCUAUGAAUGUAAUGAAUGUGGGAAAACUUUCUCCCAGAAGUCGUAUGUUAUUGCACAUAAGAGAAUUCAUACAGGGGAGAAACCCUAUGAAUGUAAUAUAUGUGGGAAACCUUUUGCCCAUAAUUCAACCCUCAGAGUACAUCAGAGAACUCACACAGGUGUAAAAUCCUAUGAAUGUAAUGAAUGUGGGAAGACUUUCUCCCAGAAGUCACACCUUAGUGCACACCAGAGAAUUCACACAGGGGAGAAACCUUAUGAGUGUAAUGAAUGUGGGAAAGCUUUUGCACAAAAUUCAACUCUCAGAGUACACCAGAGAAUUCACACAGGAGAGAAACCCUAUGAAUGUAAUGAAUGCAGGAAAACUUUUAUCCGUAAGGCAGCUCUUAGAGUACAUCACUCCAGAAUGCACACCAGAAAGGAAACCCUUGCAUGUGGUGAAUUUGGGAAGUCCUGAAGGGACUCCUACCUUAAUUGAUAACACACAGUAAAAAAGCUCAUGUCACAAACUGGCAGAUUGUUUCCCUUAAACAUUUCCUUUUCCACUAGGCACAUAGUUUGUCUAAUUUCCCAGUCUUUCAUUUGAGUGACACUGGUCAUGGAAUAUGACACUAUAACAUUUAAGCUAAGUCUAGCCUUCAAAAGUUACCUUACAUUCUUUCUGUCCUAUGUUAUGUUGGAAUAGAGAUAUUGCCAGGGCAGACUUGGCAUGUGUAUUAAACAGGGUAGAACACAAGGUGAAAGAAGCCAAAAUCUGAAUAACUGGGUGAAACAGUUCUCCACUAAUAGAUCUUCACAAGUUGGUUUAAAAAACUGUACUCUGUUGAGCUCUUAAAGAUUCUGUUCUGUUUGUUAAAUGCACAUAGUUUAGUUAACUCUGUUACAGUGGGACAAAACCCUAUGAAUAUCAUGUCAGAAGACCUAUAAAAUUCAGCCUGUCAUUGUACAUCAGAGACUUCACAUGAGGAAGAAAACUGUCAACAUCCUGACUGAUCAGAAGCUUUCAUUAAAAAUUAGAGAAAUCUCAGGGAAAAACACAAAAGCCUUUACUACAUAUUUAAUAGCAGAUAAUUAAGAUUUGACCAAAAUCUUAUAUUUUGAUAAAUGAUAUUUUUUAACAACUACUGAAAGUUUGCUCCAGGUAAUUUUUUUUUUUCCUGAGGAAAUAUAUGUUUCAGAAUUGAAGAUAAAAUCUUCACCUAGA
Neomonachus schauinslandi (Hawaiian monk seal) is the source of this 4029-nucleotide messenger RNA. It is a transcript of the gene ZNF658, whose product is annotated as zinc finger protein 658. The record is from RefSeq and is a predicted model, not a curated record. Gene Ontology annotation, biological process: negative regulation of transcription by RNA polymerase II. Lineage: Eukaryota; Metazoa; Chordata; Mammalia; Carnivora; Phocidae. The transcript has 6 exons. Gene Ontology annotation, molecular function: DNA-binding transcription repressor activity, RNA polymerase II-specific; RNA polymerase II cis-regulatory region sequence-specific DNA binding. Bases 202 to 3282 code for a protein of 1026 amino acids.